Morus notabilis is the source of this 622-nucleotide messenger RNA. Its product is annotated as kiwellin. The transcript has a single exon. NCBI's taxonomy places the organism in Eukaryota, Viridiplantae, Streptophyta, Magnoliopsida, Rosales, Moraceae. The coding region runs from base 92 to 622 and encodes 176 amino acids. The record is from RefSeq and is a predicted model, not a curated record.
UUUAUUUUGAUGAUGUAAAUAUUACACGUGUGCACGAAAUAUGUUAAAUACGACAACUAUAUAUGGCCCCCUCAACAAGUAGGUGGCAUUAAUGUCCUUAACCAUGCAAGUGGGUGAAGAGCCGCCAACAUACAAAUCCUGUAAAAGCAAUAACAUAUUAUUGAAAAUGGUGACCGGCUCCUCAUCCGACGGCUGUCAGCCCUCCGGAACUUGCAACUGCAACGGCUACUCCGGCAACACAUACAGCUGUUCUCCACCGGUGACUUCCUCGACACAGGCGCAGCUGACGAACAACGACUUCAGUGAGGGAGGCGACGGCAGUGGCGCGUCGUCCUGCGACGGUGCGUACCACGACAACUCGGUGCUGAUCGUGGCGCUGUCGACGGGAUGGUUCAAAGAGGGGUCGAGGUGCGGGAAGAUGAUAAGGAUCACGGCGAGUGAUGGAACGAGCACCGAGGCUAAGGUGGUGGACGAGUGUGACUCCAUGCAUGGGUGUGAUGCCGAGCAUGCGGGCCAGCCGCCGUGUACGAAUAAUAUUGUUGAUGGCUCCGAUGCCGUGUGGAGUGCCCUGGGGCUGAACAAGGAUUUGGGUGUUGUUAACGUUACUUGGUCCAUUGUCUAA